GCGACGCUUGGCGCCACCGUACUGCGCAGGCGCCAGCCCUCGGCCCGCAUGCGCACCCAGUUCUGCGCGGCCUGAGCAAAUUUCCUCUUACACUCCCUCCGCAGCAGGCUCCAGUUUCUCCUCCUAUCUUCUCCAUUUUACUAGUCCCUGCAGGAUUUCACUAGAAUAUUGCUUGGAGAAGGUAUGGAAGUUCUGCGCCCACAGCUUGUAAGAAUUGGUGGACGGAUUUACAGAAAAAAUCCCGUCCAAGAACAGACUUAUCAACAUGAAGAAGAAGAUGAAGACUUCUAUCAAGGCUUUGUGGAGUGUGCAGAGGAGCCCUGUGAUGCCUACGAGGUGGUGCAGACCCAGCAAGGUUUCCGGUGUACCGUGAAGGCCCCCAGUUUGCUCUACAAGCAUAUAGUUGGCAAAAGAGGGGACACUAGGAAGAAACUAGAAGUGGAAACCAAAACAUCUAUUAGCAUUCCUAAGCCUGGACAAGAAGGAGAAAUUGUAAUCACUGGCCAGCAUCGAAGUGGUGUAAUUUCAGCUCGAACUCGGAUUGAUGUUCUUUUGCUCACUUUUAGAAGAAAGCAACCCUUCACUCACUUCCUUGCCUUUUUCCUCAAUGAAGCUGAGGUUCAGGAGCGAUUCCUGAAGUUCCAGGAGGAAGUACUGGAGAAGUGCUCCAUGGAUCAUGGGGUUGAUAGCACCAUUUUCCAGAAUCCCAAAAAGCUUCACCUAACCAUUGGGAUGUUGGUGCUUUUGAGUGAGCAAGAGAUCCAGCAGACAUGUGAGAUGCUACAGCGGUGUAAAGAGGAAUUCAUUGAUGACAUUUCUGGGGGGAAACCCCUAGAAGUAGAGAUGGCAGGGAUAGAAUACAUGAACGAUGAUCCUGGCGUGGUGGAUGUUCUUUAUGCCAAAGUCCAUAUGAAAGAUGGCUCCAACAGGCUGCAGGAAUUAGUCGAUCGAGUGCUGGAACGUUUUCAGGCAUCUGGACUAAUAGUGAAAGAGUGGAAUAGUGUGAAACUCCAUGCGACAGUGAUGAACACUCUAUUCAGGAAGGACCCCAAUGCUGAAGGCAGGUACAAUCUCUACACAGCGGAUGGGAAAUACAUCUUCAAGGAGAGAGAAUCAUUUGAUGGGCGAAACAUUUUAAAGCUGUUUGAGAACUUCUACUUUGGUACCCUGAAGCUCAAUUCAGUUCACAUCUCUCAGAGGUUCACAAUAGACAGCUUUGGAAACUACGCCUCCUGUGGGCAAAUUGACUUCUCCUGAGGUGGAUCUUGGGAAGCGCUAGAAGUUGAACAUCCUCACAAGGUGCAGAGGGAAAGUAUCUUCGUUUGAAUUACUGAAGAGGGAUGUAGAAAUUUGGAUGGUGACUUUACUGGGAGGUUCCCCACACAAACCAUGGUCUCUAAUGGUUGUUCACAGUCCUCAAACUGUCUGUCAUCCAAGGGGGUUGUGGGUACGGGGUGGUUAUGUAACCCUUGGCUUUUUCAUCUUUCACAGGGUCUACCUUUCUUUCUGAAGUUCUUCUCUGGAAAUGUACAUCUCAAGCCCAUUGGAGCUGAGAUUCACGUUAUUUCUUAUACACCUACUGAUUUUGCUCCAGCCAUUAAACUUUCAUAUUAAUACUUUAAAAGAGAAUUAAAGACGUGGUUUUGUUACUCUCUCCACCUAAAUCAAAUGUCUACAGUUUUUAGAAGGUUUGAUUUUUACUUCCUUUAUACCUUAACUUUUUUUUUUUGAAUAUUUAUUAUUUUUUUUUAAAGAUUUAUUUAUUUGAGAGAGCGAGAAUGAGAGAGAGAGAGAGAGUACGUGACGGGGGAGGGUUAGAGGGAGAAGCAGACUCCUCGCUGAGCAGGGAGCCCAAUGCGGGACUAGAUCCAGGGCCUCCAGGAUCAUGACCUGAGCCGAAGGCAGUCGCUUAACCAACUGAGCCACCCAGGCACCCCUUGAAAAUUUAUUUUUUUUAAAGAGAGAAAGAGCAGGGGGAGGGGCAGAGGGAGAGGGAGAGAGAGAAUCUCAAGCACUCUGCACUGAGCAUAGAGCCCAAUCUCACGACCCUGAGAUCAUGACCUGAGCUGAAAUCAGAAGUUGGACGCUUAACCCACUGAGCUACCCAGGUGCCCCUGUACUUUAACUUUUUUUUUUUUUUUUUAAGAUUUUAUUUAUUUGAGAGUGAGAGAGAGCUAGAGCACACGGGCAAGAGAACACAUGAGCCGAGGGGAAGGGCAGAGGGAGAGGGAGAAGCAGACUCCCUGCUGAGCAAGGAGCUGGAUGCAGGGCUCCAUCCCAGGACUCUGGGAUCACGACUGAGCCGAAGGCAGAUGCUCAACCAAUUGGGCCACCCAGGUGCCCCUGUACCUUAACUUUUAAUCACUACCCAGAAGGUUUAACCAUUUGUUAGUGUACAGUUCAGCAUUGUUAAGUGUACUAACAUUGUUCUGAAACAUCUCCAGAACUUUCUCAUCUUGCAAAUCUGAAACUAUACCUGUUAAACAACUCUCCAUUUCCCUUUCCCUCAGAUCCCUGGCAACCACCCCUCUACUUUCUUUCUGUGAAUUUGUCUACUUUGGAUUCCUCAUAUAAGUGGGAUCAUACAGUAUUUGUCUUUUUGUGACUGGCGUAUUGCACUUAGCAAAACAUCCUCAAGGUUCAUCCAUGUUGUAGCAUUGGUCAAAAUUACCUUCCUUUAAAAAAGGCUGAAUAAUAUUCCCUUGCACGUGUACCCCACGUUUUGUUUAUCCAUUCAGCCACCACUGGACACUGGGGUUCCUUGACGUCUUGGUUGUUGUGAAUAUAGUGCUCUACGAACAUGGGUGUAUAGGGAUCGCUUCGCGAUCCUGCUUUCAGUUCCUUUACUACUCAGAAUUUUA
Messenger RNA from Mirounga angustirostris (Northern elephant seal), 2861 nucleotides. RefSeq names its product activating signal cointegrator 1 complex subunit 1 (gene ASCC1). The coding region runs from base 184 to 1257 and encodes 357 amino acids. The record is from RefSeq and is a predicted model, not a curated record. The transcript is spliced from 10 exons. Gene Ontology annotation, cellular component: nucleus. Gene Ontology annotation, molecular function: RNA binding. Lineage: Eukaryota; Metazoa; Chordata; Mammalia; Carnivora; Phocidae. Gene Ontology annotation, biological process: regulation of DNA-templated transcription; DNA alkylation repair.